AUGACAUUGCACUCGAAGGGGCACGAAACUGAACUUGAAGUCAAGUGUACCACUCUCAUCGUCGAAUCGUACAGCUACGGGCCAUUUGGGUCAUGCCCAGUGAUGGACUUCUUCACCAGCAACGAGUUGAAGGGCGGACCAGUACACACAGCACUCACACUGAUCCUCAUGUUAGGUGCCAUGAAGCACUACUGGAGGAGCCAAAUCACCUUCAAAACGCACUAG
This is a messenger RNA of Phytophthora infestans T30-4, 225 nucleotides long. RefSeq lists its product as uncharacterized. The record is from RefSeq and is a predicted model, not a curated record. Lineage: Eukaryota; Oomycota; Peronosporomycetes; Peronosporales; Peronosporaceae. The transcript has 3 exons. Bases 1 to 225 code for a protein of 74 amino acids.